GGUCCUCGCUCAUACACUUUUCCAGAAAAGCGUCGUAAAAUUCAGAACCAGGCAACUUCUCACGUCAACUGUCUUUAGACGUUUGUAACACAUUGCAAGCAAAACUUACAUUCAGCUUUUGUGAAUGCGUUAAAGAUUGUUUCUUCCACCCACAAUGCUCCACUAAAGACCCUGAUGUCUUCAGCUCACCUUUGGCUGGAAGAUGAUGCAGAGCCACAGGUCAGGAAGCAGCGAACUGGAGUUCAUCAUGUACUCUCCUCGUGUGCAUUUUAGUAACCCUGAUUUGGGCACAAUUAAUGGGCCAAAAAGAGACUCCCAUCAACUGACUUGUGGAUCUAAGCCAAAUGCAAGCUGGGAGAGAAGAUGUAUGAGGAAGCAGAGGAGAAGGACAAAUGAUGAAACCUUUAGUCCCAAAAGACGAAAGCUGAUGGGAGACGACGGAGUAGAAAUAGCUGAGUAUCCAAGUCCGAAAGUGAGCCACAGAUGGACUGUGAACUGCACCACCCCUUCCCCUUUUUCUGAUACCAGCCGGGUUCAGUCACAGACUGAACCCAGGACAGAGGAGAUGGGUCUGCCCUUCACUGCCUCUCCCUCUCCAAUACUCAGAGUUCACACAGAGGUGUCAGGCAUGGAGGUAGCUCAGAGGAGACUGCAGGAGAUAGAAGAGAGGAUAACUUUGGAAGAUGAUGGCGAAGAGGAGCUGGAUGUGGAACCAGCUUCACGCAGGCCAGUGCUGGUGAUGUCUGACAGCCUAAGGGAGGGGUUACAGCGUGGGAUUGGUGACAUUCUACCACAUACAGUGGCACAGUCAAUGAGCCGCUCUUGUAUGGAACUGGUAGUAUGGCGCCCUCCAGAGGACCCUCUCACCCAGAGGCUAAAAGACUCCCUACAAAGACAGCAGCGUAAGCAGCUGUCAGUGAGCAGACAGACUCUCACUCCUAUACCAUCUAUCAGCAGCCCCCUCAGCCCCACAUCCCUACCCCAGUUCACAGCAACCAAUGUGCAAACUUUCAGCCCCUUGUUCAGCAGCCCUGCAGUUCUCAAUUGUGGAGAGGAAGACAUGGAGUUAUAGAGGGAAAUCUUUCAAAGAUCUGACUCUUUGUAUUCCGUGUACGGAAUAAGCUUUGAACUAAUUCAGACUGCUCAGACAUUAAAGGAAUAGUUCACCCAAAAAUGAAAAUUUGCUAAUAAUUUACUCACUCUCAGGCCAUACAAGAUGUAUCUGAGUUUCUUUCUUCAUCAAACAGAAUUUAAGACUUUUAGGAUUUAAUUUCAGGCCUCCUCCUCUAAACUAUGCAAGUGAGUGUACUAAAGUUUUUUGACGGUCCAAAAUGCAUAUUUAGGGUGCAUCAAAAUAAUCCACACGACUCCAGUCGACAAAUAAUAUUCGGAUUAUAUGAUUAAACGAUUUAUUAUUUUGUGAAACAAAACAAUACUUAUAUACUUUUUAACUACAAAUGUUCACUUCCAUACAUCUCUGUGACGUGCACUCAUGAGAGGGAUGACGUAAGCUCGUUGGUAAGGUCACGCGUCACGUGGAGGAGGCAGGAAGUGCGACAUUGUUUACAAUAGAAACUUGCACGGAGCACAGACCAAGCGCCGUUCACAACAAAACAUUCCAAAACAAUAUAAAAUAAAAAUUAAUUUCCUAAUAAUAAUAAUAAUAAUAAUAAUAAAAACAAUUUAAACAAUGACGCGCUUCCUGACUCCUCCACGUGACCUUACCAAUGAGCUUACGUCAUCCCUCUCAUGAGCGCACGUCACAGAUGUACGGAAGUGAACAUUUGUAGUUAAAAAGUAUAUAAGUAUUGUUUUGUUUCUCAAAAUAAUCGAUCGUGUGUGUUCAGAAGAACUUUAUUUGUCGACUGGUGUCGUGUGGAUUAUUUUGAUGCACCCUAAAUAUGCAUUUUGGACCGUCAAAAAAUGGGAGGACAUUCACUUGCAUUGGAGGAGGAGGAGACCUGAAAUGAAAUCCUAAAAAUCUUAAAUUCUGUUUUGAUGAAAGAAACUCCGAUACAUCUUGGAUGGCAUGAGGGUGAGUAAAUUAUCAGCAAAUUUUCAUUUUUGGGUGAACCAUUCCUUUAAGCUUUGCGCAAGUAUCCGAUUAGAUUUAUUUGUGCCAUGUUUUUUUUUUUAACCUGCUCUUUGGCUGUUGGCGAACACUUUCUUUGUUGCUGGGACCAUACUUGCACUAGUAAAAAUGAGAAAUAUCAUAUGUGAACAUUAAUUUUUGAUGUUUAUUCCUGUGGUACAUUGGUCAAAUGUGCUGUCACAGUUUUAUAGUCAUUGCAUAGCUUAAAGUCUUCUGUUUGCUGUUAAUAGUACUUAUCCUAUAUGAACUCAUUACUGGUUAAUAUUGCAAGAAACUUCUGUUUUGUCUUUACACAGUUGUACAUCCAAUAAAAUCUUAUUCCCCCUA
Molecule: messenger RNA, 2419 nt
Organism: Myxocyprinus asiaticus (Chinese sucker)
Lineage: Eukaryota; Metazoa; Chordata; Actinopteri; Cypriniformes; Catostomidae
Product: coiled-coil domain-containing protein 117-like
Exons: 6
Coding region: 203-1072 (289 amino acids)
Source: RefSeq, a predicted model, not a curated record